AUUCAUUCGAGCUUAUAACCAACAAUUUUGUUAUCAACCAAUAACAUCAAGUACAUUUACUUAUAUUAAAGACCUAAAAUAGUCAGAUGGAUAUACUGGAACCUGAGGAACCUCCUUCAGAAGUUCUGUUAGAACUGCAAGAUACUUUGAAGAAGGUCUGUUCCUAUACAAUCCAGUUUGAUGAGAAACCAAACACUAUUACUAAGGAACAAUCACUAGUUGUAAAGGAUAUUGAAAAAGCAAUAAACGAAAAUAAAAGAAUAGUCAAAAAGAUAAUGACUGGAAUGAAUGAAAUAUUUCAGAAUGAAACGUAUUUGAAAAAAGCCUUGCUUCCCACUGUUCUCAAAAAGGAGGGAGUCACUUUUGCUAUUGAACAAGAAAGUCUUGUUAGAUUAUUACUGAGAGUGAAUCAGCUCCAAGAAGAUAUAUUCAAAUUAAUAAUAGAAGAAAUGAUGAAAGUUUGUUCUGAUACAGAAGAUUGUGGCAUGAUGAGACUCCUUCUAAAUCCAUUAAAAUACCUUCCUAAUAUCAAUGACGCUGAAAAUUUCAGUGAGAGGUUAUUAGAUUUAUUAGAAAUUGGCUCCUCAGAAUUGCAACUUGAAAUGUUAGAUUUUAUACCUGAUAUCAUACCGGACAGUUGUUACGAUAAAGUUGCUGAACAACUCUUAAGAAUUUUGAGUUCCGGACAGGGUCCUGGGGAUGCAAUUAUUGGGUGCUUUGGUUCCUUUGAUUUUGACCAAACUGUCAGAGAAAAUUUAUAUGGAACACUUUUCGAUCAAAUACUUCCAGUUCAUCCAGAUUGCUUACCAGCUACUUUGAAACUGCUGUUUAAUAAUCAUAAAGGUAAAAUAUCCCCUCACGUUUUCCUAAAAAUAAGAGAUAUGAUUGACUCUAUCAUGACGGAAACAACAUCUGUUGAACGCAAAACUAGUAUAAUUGAUAUACUAAGGAGUGUUUCUAACAAAGGGAUUAUAAUCCAGAGCUGUAUUGAUGUGAUGAACAAGUUCAAGACAUCCAAAGAGCACAAACCAUUUGACCUACUUGUACUGUUGAUAUUAGGAGAAGACAAGAAAUAUAAAGAAUUGAUCAGAAAGAAGAUAGAAUCCGACCAUUUUACUCCUGAAUUGGUGGCUAGUUUGAUGUCUUUUGCAUUGCUUGAUGAAAAUUUCGAUAAUAUCAUCAAACUGACCAGUUAUUUGUUGAGAUACCAUUCAGAAAAGAUGCAAAACUUCACUAAGAGCUUACUUGAUGCUGUUUUCUCUUUCGACCUGCAAGGCGUAAAAAAAGUGAUGCUCACAAGGGAGAUAGUAGAUUGUCUCAUCAGAGCUUCUCAUAACAGCGAUUUAAAAUGUGUUCAUCAAGCUCUGAGGAUAUCUUACGACCUAGUGGUGAAGUUUCCCGAUAAAUUCUACCAAAACUUGAACAAGGUGAUGGGGCUUCUGAGGAAAAUUGAUGAUUUUGAUUUAUACGCAGCGUCAUUAGUCUACCAAAUCAUCUGUCAUAUUUCCUCCAGUGUGGAUCCUUGCAACCCACAAGCAGAAGUCAUUAGGAACGAAGUUAGUUUGGUUUUAAGAAAACAACUUAUGAGUUCCAAGAGGUUGAAGAAGUCCAAAGGGGUCAUGGGGUCCAUAAUGCAGUUGAAGAGUGACAUCAGGAAGAAAAUAGCAGAUUCUGAAAUAUUUGGAAACAGUACUGAUGAAAUACAAGAGUCAGAAAUGUUUGAUUCUCCACCUUCAACAAUUGCAGAAGCUUCGAUUUUAGUCGAGGCUGUUUGUGCUCUAACCCAAGGAAUUCCUGAGUGUAUUGGACUGUUUUACGAUGAAUUAGCCUCGUUGUUUUGUGAAAUAGAUGUUAAAACGGAUUUCAUAAAAUGGAUAGCGAAGAGGACACGUGCUUUAUUGGAAAGUUACAUCAUUGAUUCAAAUGAAGAAUCGAAAGAAAUAAAUAAUCUGGUAUUUGAGGCAGAAUAUGCUAUCGAUAAGACAAAAUCUUAUGUGAUGAACAUCGGCCCAAUGGCCAUGGAACCUCAAAAAUAUGAAAAUAGCCCUUUGGUACUUUUGCCAGCCUUGUUUCGUUUAUACAGAACCUUCUACAAAGGAAAGAGCCUAGAUUCAUUACAAGCAGGAGAUUACGAGUACUUCUUGAACUGUUCCUUCAUGUUACCAGACGUUGACAACCUUGAAGAUCUGGAGUCCCACCAGUUGAAACAGGUUGCGGAUGUGUUAUACCACACCAUAAAUUAUUUAAAGGAAGUUGUUGAAGCAUCAGUCGACAAAGAAAUACCUCGUCAAACCUUCCUUGAUAGAAUGCAACUCCUGAUCAAACUCGAGAACAUUUUCAACGAUCUCUUGAAAAGAAUAUCCGAACACUAUUUUCCUCUGCCAUAUUUCAACGAUUUUUCGAAGACAAAACAACUACACGAGAUCAAGAAGAAGACUACAACAACAACAAAGGGAAACAAAAAAAGGAAAAUAGUUCCAGAUGAUUCGAUAGCAGCAGCAUCUACGUCGAUCUUAAGCAGCAGACCACUCGAUGAUUCAUCGAUUAUCCCCGCAUCAACAUCUAGGAAGAAAAAAGGACCAAGCCCUGGCUCGAAAUACCUCGUACAGCACAACAUUAAUUUUAGAGAAAUCAGUUUUUUCAAUCUUUUUAAUAUGAUUGAGUUCGGUACGGAUUCUAGCUGUGGGGGAGACAACGCCAUACAAACAAAUCGUUCCCAUCUGAUUUUUGUCUUAAGGUACGCGGUAAGACAACUGAAAGUCCUGUUUCUUAGAAAAGCCGAAUUGUCAAUAUUGGAAGUGGAUCUCACACCGGAGAAAGUUCUAGAGAAAAUAUCUCUCCGAUUACCUGUAGUUACAAAAACUUUCACGGAAAUAGUGAAAGAAAUGAAUUCCUUGGAUGUUUGCGACAUCGAAAAUGACACUCAUUGCGACUUGAUAAUGUGCUAUUCGUACCUUUUAGAAAUUUUCUUGUUAGUUUUGAGUGUUCCGAUUAGGCAACCAUGCGAAUUGAUGAAAAAAAUCCACUUGUAUUUGGAUGUUGAUCAAGACGAAAAGAAUACCCGGAAAAAAUUGAUUGCAACCUUUUCGAGUUAUCUUGAAGACAGCAGACUUCUGUCGCAUAGCGUGCUGAUCUAUCAGAUAAUCGACAAGAUAGUGGAAUACCAACCGAUGAGAGGUUCUAAAGAACUGAAAUUGGAGUUGUGUGAAAAAAUUGUGAAAAAGAAGUGGAGCAGUUCCAAAUUUCUGCUUUAUUCGGAGAAGCAAAUGAAUCAGGAUACGAAGUUGGUUUUGGAGAAAUACUUCCAGGAGAAGAAAGUGAAAGAAUUGCAUGAAUUGAUGACUAGUGUGGUCGAUGAAUACGCAGGUCUAUCCGAUAGGAACUAUCAUUUACCUUGUUUGCUUAUGGUAAACCACUCCAAUUUUCACAUAAUGUUUGUUAGUGUAUGUAUUGCUCUCCAACAAAAUGUGGAAAAAGAAGUGAAACAACAAGGUGUUAGUGAAAUGGAACAUCUAAGAUUGUGGAAGGACACAACAAGUAUAAUGUUCAUUCUGAUGAACAUCUCUAGGAACGAACUAACCAAACACAACACUCUGCUGUGCGCCUUCCUCAAAACUUCAAUACCUAUACUAAGAAUCUUCAUAGCUCAAGCUCUACCCAUCUUCCAUUUGAUUUUUAACAGCAAAACUGAAGCAGUUGUGGAGGUUUUGAAGACCAUGCAGUAUAGCACCAGGUUCCUCCAUCAUCUCUGUUGUCAAUCGAAGAUGUUAAAGAAUCUAUCGGUUGUCUCUCACAUUCCUAGUUUUCGACUGGUGUUGGAACAGUUGAUUUACAAGGUUAAGGCCAUUUUGGUUUCUCAUAAUCGUAACGAUGCUUUCUUCUUGGGUAAUUUGAAGAAUAAAGAUAUUCAUGGUAAUACCCAAACUAGUGAGCAGAUGGAGGAAGAUAUCACACAAGAAAAUGAGGGAGAAGAUGAGGAAGCUUUGCCAUCUGAAGAUGAGAGCGAUGAAAAUGUUGAUGAUGAUGAUAGAUCGGAAAGUUUAACAUUUUAGUUAGAAAUCUGUGUUACUUUAGAUAUUUUGCUCUAUUUUCAUAUUGAAAAGCAGUUUAAGUUUGUUAUUUUACUAAAUAAAUUUUUGAAACGUUUGUGAAUAACUUUAUUUGGACCUCAACUAAUUUUUUUUGUAUUAAAUCACCAAUCCAACUGUUUAGAGACAACAUAAGACAACUUCAUUUUUGUCGAAAUGAUUCCAAAACUAAAUGGCGCUCCAGUCCAUUUAUUCCAUAAAUUCUCUAAACUUUCUUACUUUAAUCAUUGUAUGGGGAAAGAAAAAGGUCUGUAAGUGUCGGACUUAUUUCAAAUGGCACACCCUGUAUUUAACUCUUAGGCAACUAUGCGAAUUGAUGAAAAAAAUCCAUUUGUAUUUGGAUGUGGAUCAAGACGAAAAGAAUACCCGGAAAAAAUUGGUUACCAUCUUCUCAAGUUACCUUGAAGACAGUAGACUUCUGUCGCAUAGCGUGCUGAUCUAUCAGAUAAUCGACAAAAUAGUGGAAUACCAACCAAUGAGAGGUUCUAAAAAACUGAAAUUGGAGUUGUGUGAAAAAGAAGUGGAGCAGUUCCAAAUUUUUGCUUUAUUCGGAGAAGCAGAUGAAUCAGGAUACGAAGUUGGUUUUGGAGAAAUACUUCCAGGAGAAGAAAGUGAAAGAAUUGCAUGAAUUGAUGACUAGUGUGGUUGAUGAAUACGCAGGUUUAUCUGAUAGGAACUAUCAUCUACCUUGUUUGCUUAUGGUAAACCACUCCAAUUUUCACAUAAUGUUUGUUAGUGUAUGUAUUGCUUUCCAACAAAAUGUGGAAAAAGAAGUGAAACAACAAGGUGUUAGUGAAAUGGAACAUCUAAGAUUGUGGAAGGACACAACAAGUAUAAUGUUCAUUCUGAUGAACAUCUCUAGGAACGAACUAACCAAACACAACACUCUGCUGUGCGCCUUCCUCAAAACUUCAAUACCUAUACUAAGAAUCUUCAUAGCUCAAGCUCUACCCAUCUUCCAUUUGAUUUUUAACAGCAAAACUGAAGCAGUUGUGGAGGUUUUGAAGACCAUGCAGUAUAGCACCAGGUUCCUCCAUCAUCUCUGUUGUCAAUCGAAGAUGUUAAAGAAUCUAUCGGUUGUCUCUCACAUUCCUAGUUUUCGACUGGUGUUGGAACAGUUGAUUUACAAAGUUAAGGCCAUUUUGGUUUCUCAUAAUCGUAACGAUGCUUUCUUCUUGGGUAAUUUGAAGAAUAAAGAUAUUCAUGGUAAUACCCAAACUAGUGAGCAGAUGGAGGAAGAUAUCACACAAGAAAAUGAGGGAGAAGAUGAGGAAGCUUUACCAUCUGAAGAUGAGAGCGAUGAAAAUGCUGAUGAUGAUGAUAGAUCGGAAAGUUUAACAUUUUAGUUAGAAACCUCUGUUACUUUAGAUAUUUUGCUAUAUUUUCAUAUUGAAAAGCUGUUUAAGUGUGUUAUUUUACUAAAUAAAAUUUUGAAAACGUU
This is a messenger RNA of Harmonia axyridis, 5529 nucleotides long. RefSeq names its product Fanconi anemia group D2 protein homolog. Gene Ontology annotation, biological process: homologous chromosome pairing at meiosis; double-strand break repair involved in meiotic recombination; interstrand cross-link repair. The coding region runs from base 87 to 4052 and encodes 1321 amino acids. Gene Ontology annotation, molecular function: DNA polymerase binding. The transcript has 6 exons. Lineage: Eukaryota; Metazoa; Arthropoda; Insecta; Coleoptera; Coccinellidae. The record is from RefSeq and is a predicted model, not a curated record. Gene Ontology annotation, cellular component: condensed chromosome; nucleus.